This is a messenger RNA of Symbiodinium sp. CCMP2456, 1736 nucleotides long. The record is from the annotation of a GenBank genome assembly. Lineage: Eukaryota; Dinophyceae; Suessiales; Symbiodiniaceae.
GAGAGAUGUCCGUGUUCAAAAAUCUUGGCAACAUUGCCGGCAUGAUGCAGCAAGCUCAACAAGUCGGGCAAGAGAUGAAAGCGAUGCAGGAAGAACUCCGCAACAAACGUGUGGAAGGAACUGCAGGCGCCGGCUUAGUAAAAGCGGUUUGCACCGGACAUGGCGAGCUGGUCAGCAUCACCAUUGAUCCCCAGUUGAUCACCGAUGGCGAUAAAGACCUGAUCGAAGAGUUGAUCCCUCAAGCGGUCAACGAUGCUCAAGCCAAAGGCAUCGGCCGUAAAAGUGCCGAGCGUGUUGCCUAUCAUAUCCUCCGCGUUCCUACCGACGAAGCGAUGGGACUUUCGGAUGCAAUUCGGGACGUCAAACAAAACGUUCGCUAUUGCAGCCAGUGUUUCAAUUUGUCGGAAGGGGAACUCUGCACGAUCUGCCAAGACCCGCAACGCGAUGCUUCGCUGCUGUGCGUUGUGGAACAGCCCCGCGAUUUGAUUGCCUUGGAACAGUCAGGCGUUUUCCCUGGCGUGUACCACGUUUUGCUCGGCCGGAUUGCACCUCUGGAAGGUGUCGGCCCCGACCAGCUAACGAUCGACGCGCUUGUAUCGCGCGUUACUAAAGGUGAGAUACGUGAGGUGGUCAUGGCGACAAAUCCAACCACGGAAGGAGACGGAACGGCACUGCACAUUUCAAGCUUGCUGUCCGAGUUCCCCGUUAAGUUGACACGAUUGGCUCGAGGCGUGACCGCCGGAAGCGUCCUCGAAUUCGCCAACAAAGAAGUUCUGGCUCCACGGAUGAUUCAAUCCAUGGAGAUCCUGCAACUGCCAGUUCUGGCCCUUCAAGAGAAGAUCGAGCAGGAGAUGAACGAGAAUCCGAUGCUCGAAGUCCAAGAGCAGGAUGGUAGCGAUACCGAAGAUUCUCCACGAGAAGAGCCAGACGCUCCUGCCGAUUCAGAGCAAGAGUUCGUCGUUGAAGAUGGCAAAGAUAACGCCGACGACUUCGAACGCUUGUUGGAAAUGGAUCAGCAGUAUCCCGACACCUUCGAUGAACGGCCCCAGCGAUCGUCGGGCCAAAUGGAAGAAGACGCCGAGCGCCGUAUGGAUGCUUUGGCGAACGUCCAAUCGCGCCCUCAAACUUUGCAAGACCACCUGGAACACCAGUUGGCUGAACUGUCGAUCGAACCGAUCGUUCGCGAAUGGGCCGAGCGGAUCAUCUCGGCACUCGACUCCAAUGGCUAUCUCACCACAAGCCUCGAAGACUUAUUGCCGGCCGACGCCGAUGACGAAUUGAAAGACAUCGCCCAAGAAGCACUUCAUGUCGUUCAAUCGUUGGAACCUGCCGGCGUUGGAGCGCGGGAUCUGCGGGAAUGUCUGCUGUUACAAAUCGAUCCAUCGCGUAUGUUCUUUGACGAACUCCGUACGUUGAUCAUGAAUCACCUGGAAGACCUUCGUGACAAUCGACUUCCACAGAUUCAGAAAGCGACCGGCUUUUCGAUCGAACGCAUUCAAGCGGCGUGGAGCGAGAUGCGCCGCCUCGAUCCUAAACCAGGUUCGAUCUACAACGAUGCUCAUGUCGCCAAUGUCAUUCCUGACUUGAUGCUGGAUAUCGACGAAGAUGGGAAGUACAUCGUUCAAGCCGAAGACCGAGACAUUCCGCAGUUGCGAAUCAGCAACUACUACCGCGAACGCCUUUCCAGCCCGACGGCUACUCGGGAAGAAAAGGAGUUCAUCAAGCGUAAACUUAAC